AUGGCCUCUGUGUCAGGCACCUUUGUGGGUCGAAGCAUACCAGUCGAAGUGGAUGAAUCCAUGCCGUGGUCCCCACUUCCCGAACAUGUCUUGGAAAAGGCUUUGCAGCGUUCUGGAGAGGAUAUGGAGGAUGAGGAGUCUCAGAGAUGGUGUGUUGCUCGAACGCUUCAGCCUGCGGCUGAUCCAUCAUGCCUCUGCAGAGCACCAGCAUGCCAUCAGUCAGCACCGUCCGUGGAGCCGGACAGCAGCCUGUGGUCAAAAUAUACUGAACCUGAUGGAGAUGGACGCUUACGUUCCCCCGGUGAAUCAAUAGCUGGAGUAGUUCCCUCCAAGCUGCAUCUUGUAGCUAUGGACAGACCAGGCGUGCAGCCAAGAUCACAGCUUUCAGCUGACACCGGGCACAACUCCAGUAAAUCAGAGCAGAGCUUGUCUGACGCUCCUGAGGACUCGCUGGAGGAGAGCAGCCAAGGGAGUUCACGGUCACGGCAACCCUCAGGAAACAGACCCCCAGCAGAGCUGGGGAUGGAGGACAUGGGGUACAACUCCCAGUCGCGAGACGUCAUGGGCAUCAGGCAGCUGGAGCCCCCCUUACCGCUGGUGUCUGUGCUGAACCCUCAGGACCUCCCAGGACCGCUAAUCUCCAGGGAGUUUUUUGGACCUGAGCAUCAGCAGUGCCCCAUGUGCCAGCACUUGCCCCAUCCCAACGUCUCCUCGCAAGCCCAUGGCUGCUUUGGGCAUCGCUGCCCGGCAGAGCAGCACCCCCAGGGCCCAUAUGGCAGAGCUCCUUACCAACAUUUUGCACAUACAUCGCAGCCGCUUCCUCCUGUUCCCAGACCUUGCAUGAGAGUCAUCCGCCCAGCCCAGCAAGUCAUCCCAAAUUACUCAAACCUUCGAGCUCCCAAGGGCACCGGAGACCGACCACCCCAGAGGACAUGCUCCUCCCCUGGUCCUCCUCGCUUCCCAAACCAGUUAUACAACCAGCUACCUAAUGGUCAGCUGCCCCCCAAGGCAUGUGGCCCGAAUGAAGCAUGCUGUUGUCCUGACAACUUUCCGUCUCCAGCUGCUGUCCCGAGACCUCUCAGUAACCCUGCAGCCAAGGGAACUCUGAGAACCAGCAAUUUGCCGGAGGAGUUGCGCAAGGUCUUUAUCACCUAUUCAGUGGACACAGCGGUGGAGGUUAUGAAAUUUGUGAACUUCCUGCUUGUAAAUGGAUUUCAGACUGCUAUUGAUAUAUUUGAGGACACGGUACGAGGUAUUGACAUCAUUAAGUGGAUGGAGCGCUACCUAGGUGAUAAGACAGUGAUGAUAAUCAUAGCAAUCAGUCCAAAAUACAAACAGGAUGUGGAAGGGGCUGAAUCCCAGCUGGACAGGGAUGAACACGGCUUACAUACUAAAUACAUCCACAGGAUGAUGCAGAUUGAGUUUAUACAACAAGGAAGUAUGAACUUCAGAUUCAUCCCUGUGCUCUUCCCAAAUGCCAAAAAGGAACACGUGCCUACCUGGCUGCAGAACACCCACAUUUAUAACUGGCCGAAGAAUAAGAAGAACAUCCUUCUGCGGUUGCUGCGGGAGGAGGAAUACGUUGCCCCUCCGAUAGGACCUUUACCGACACUCCAGGUUGUGCCGUUAUGAACGUUAUUACUUAGAGUGCACGACGACAGGCAGUCAUUGAGGGGUUGUUCCUGGCAGGGAGCCAGCGCUCUUCCAGAUGGCUCAUUUUGAUGACAGAAGACACUCUUUCUGCUACAGGAAUUAGUUGUCUUGGGUAACUCAGCCUCGGCUUGUUCUCUGCCGUGUUAAACAUCUAUUUCUGAAGCUGACGGGGCAGAACUCUUUUUCCUCUAGAUUUUUAAAUAAGCUGCAAAUGAAAAGAAUGCCUAGUUUUAUUUUAACAUCUGUUUUUAACAUAUUCCUUUAUUAGCCGAUACAGCAAACAGAGAGCAGAAAUAACGUUGC
Messenger RNA from Eurypyga helias (sunbittern), 1956 nucleotides. It is a transcript of the gene TRAF3IP2, whose product is annotated as TRAF3 interacting protein 2. The transcript has 9 exons. Lineage: Eukaryota; Metazoa; Chordata; Aves; Eurypygiformes; Eurypygidae. The coding region runs from base 1 to 1632 and encodes 543 amino acids. The record is from RefSeq and is a predicted model, not a curated record. Gene Ontology annotation, biological process: humoral immune response; positive regulation of canonical NF-kappaB signal transduction.